Messenger RNA from Carassius gibelio (silver crucian carp), 3865 nucleotides. Its product is annotated as ADP-dependent glucokinase-like. Gene Ontology annotation, molecular function: ADP-specific glucokinase activity. NCBI's taxonomy places the organism in Eukaryota, Metazoa, Chordata, Actinopteri, Cypriniformes, Cyprinidae. The transcript has 6 exons. Bases 80 to 1528 code for a protein of 482 amino acids. The record is from RefSeq and is a predicted model, not a curated record. Gene Ontology annotation, biological process: glucose metabolic process. Gene Ontology annotation, cellular component: endoplasmic reticulum.
AACAUCCGCUCCCUGAUUCAUCAUUACAUAGUCGCUCAGGAAGAAAGAGAGGAGGCAGGAGUGUGUUCAUACAUCUGCAAUGGCCAUUGAGCUGCGCUCUGGUGUCAAAUAUGGCGUGUUUCUGUCACUUUCAGUGGUGUUGGUGGCGUAUUGGUUGCGCUCGCCGGACAGCUCGGCUCUGGACGACAGACUGGACGCGGUUCUGUCUUCACUGCUGCGCGCCGAGCAGAAAGUGGGCAUGAACGGUGUGUCCAGACCGCGAGUGGCUAUAGGUUUUGGCGGCUGUGUGGAUAUUAUAGUUGAUGGAGUGACACUGCUGAACAAAAUGGGUUUGAAGCCGACAGACCAGCCCCUCCAUCAUGACUACAUUGAGAACGCCGAGCAGCUGGCACAGAGUUUCGCUUACUUUUUCUCCCCCGGAGCUGCAUCAGAGAGGUUUGUGAUGAAUGACACACUCUUCAGUGAGCUGGUAGAGGCUUCUCGAGAGUUACCAGGAAACAGGUGGUCAAUAGGAGGAAAUGCACCUGUCAUGGCCAGCAGGAUGGCGCUGGAAGGAUGUGAUGUGCUUUUAGGGGGCAGUUUCAGCACAGACUUCACAGAUAUCCUCUCACAGCGCAUCACAGUGGCUGGAAACACAGUGGAUGAGCCAGACAUCCACCUGAUCCUGGAGUAUCCCACAGGUGCCACAUGGGGGCCGUACACCUCCCGAAGGGCAAAUAGGUAUAUUGUCCAUAGCGAUGACCAUAAUCCAUAUCUGGACUCCAUGGAGCAAUUUCAGGAGAAGCUGAACAGCUUCAAACCAGAUCUGCUUGUUGUAGGAGGAUUACAGAUGAUGGACAGCUUCCCUUUCAAAAAAGGUGAGCGUGAGGCUCUGCUGGGAAAGCUGGAGAAGAUGUUGUCCUCCGCGUCCCCGCAGACCGCUGUCCAUUUCGAGAUGGCCAGCUUCGUAGAUGAGAGUCUGAUGUCAGAUCUCCUAGAGUUUGUUCUUCCUCACGCCGACUCGUUAGGCAUGAACGAGCAGGAGCUGCCGAACCUCCUGAGCCUUUUCCGCGGCAGCAACUUGACCGUGCUUUCCGACCCCAACCCACGCGUAGCUACAGUGCUGGACCAGAUGCGAGAACUCUACCGCCUGGUAAACCAGCGCCACCAGGAAGCUGGAACAGGUCGGCCGCUCACACGUCUUCACCUCCACACGCUGGCUUUCCAGGCCAUCAUCGUCAAACGUGGCUCCAAGUGGAAGAACACGAUGUCGGCCACAGCCAAAGCAUCUCUGACCGCCAACCGCCAUGUCUGCGGCUCGCCAGACAUCGAUCUCAGUAAAGCGCGACUGAUCAUGGACGAAUCGUUCUCCGUUAGCAGGCAAGAAGGAAGUCCGAGAAUUCCACUCAAGGAAUCUCGACCUAUUUCCUGCUGGGAUGAGGACGGCUAUGAGGUUUGCGUGGCUCCUGUGCUGGUGUGCACUGAGGUGUACCAGACUGCUGGAGGAGGAGACAACAUCUCUGCUGCUGGGCUUGUACUACAGAUCUGAACAGGAGUCGUUUGUUUUUUUUUGUUUUUUUUGUUUUAUUUAAUUUUUUUUGGAAACACAUCGAGACAGAUUGUGUGCAAUACAAACGUUGGGUCCAGCUGAUAUAAAGUUAGGUGAAUCUCACAAAACCUGUCAACAACAUAUCCACAUUAUAUUUCGCCCUUAAAUCACAAGAAACAAAUGAGAGAUUUUGCUUUUAUACAUUUUUUGAAAUUGAUAAUUUUAUAAAUAUUAUUUUCUUAACAAUUAAGCACAUUUUUUAAAUCUAAUUCCCAUUUCUGCGUUGUCUUUGUGCAGAUUUUUAAAUUACAUUUAAAAAUGAAUAACAUUUAAUUACAUUUGAAAAUGUAAUUACAUAAAAUCAUUUUACUACAGUAUUUUUUAUUGUAAUAUAAUAAAAAACACUGUUUUAUAGUAAUGAGAAUAUAAUGAAAAUGCAAUGUCAUGUCAUUACAUACAUGAAAAUGUGCCUAAUUGUCAUGAAAAUAAUGUGUCAAUGCCAUCAUUUAAAAAAAAAAAAAAAAAUUUAAUUACGCAAAAUAUCAUUUUUGAUUUUUUUUGUGUGAAAUAUGAUCUGGAUACUUCAUAAUGAGAUUCACAGUUAUCCCACCUAUAAGUCAUAUGUUUUUGUUUUCUCCUUGUUUUUCUUGACUCCUAUCCAGAACCUUUAUGUCUUAAAAUGGCUUCGUAAUCAUUCACUUCACGCACAUUAAUCAAACGGGGGCCAGUAGUCUUGAAAUAAUAUGCAGAAGAAUUUAUGAGCACCCAGAGCUCAUUAUAUUAUGACUGAAAUCAAUCAAUGCAGAUGAACAGUAGCCUACUAUGUUAAUAUCAAAUGGAAAUGAAGAUAAAUGUAGCAUGACUGAAGUGUUAUGGGGUCCAUAUUUUACCUAACAUCCUAUCCCAACCAUCCUCAUUGGUGGGAUAUUAUUGCUUGCUUGUUUUAUGCUCCACCCACUGAAGUCCGUAGCAGCAUCAUAUUCCACUUUAGCACAAGGGAUUGAGCAGUUACACAUUAUCACAACCAUGGAAACAAUUUGAAUUAAACAACAAACACCUUUUAAUUAAGGGAACAUGGCUUGAUUUUUAACUCUAGAGAAGUGGAAUGUUUUAAGGAUAGUAAUUUUAGCUUGUGUGGGUGUAUCUCAUGAGAGAACGUGUCCCAGUCAUAUUUCACCCCAAAAUAUAAAAGAAAUAUAUGAUAGUGUUCUCAAAUUGAAAAUAAUUGGAAUUACAACUAAAACUCAAGUCAAAAAACUAAAAAGACAAAAAAGGAGAGUUGUGUUAUUUUUGUGCCUUUAGCAUUAUAAUAAUCAAAUGUGUAAUUUUAAUUAAAUUUAUUUUACAGUUUGACAUUUUUCAUGACAUUCACCUUAGUACUUUAGUUAUGUUUGAGUUCGAACGAGGAACUAUUCUUGGCAUUGAUGCAAUAGGAAGCCAAAACCACUUAUUUCCUCAUGUAUUUAUGUAGUGUUUUUACCUCGCAGAGAUAUCAUAUCUGUUAUAAUCCUAGUUUUGGUGUAAUAUAGUGUAAUCAUCUCUUUUAACAGAUUCAGAAACAUCUAAGCAAAUCUGGGCCCUGACUUCCUUGCAGUCACAUCUUCCAUCAGUCACCCUGAGUGCAAAUUAUUACCUACCUCCUGUGCCUAUAAAAAUAUACCCAGCUUAAUUGAUGUCCAUCAAGAUUAUGUUGUAUACCUGCAUUUAUUUAUGCGAUGGGUACAUUAGAGCUCUUGGCUGUGCUAGUGUAACCCGGUAUCAGACAGGAGAUGGAUGUUAAAGAUGUCCCACCCUAUGAGAGAUAUCAGAGUGAGGGCUUUAAAACGCUCGCCAGCUGAUACAUGAAAUAUGUCUCAGGGAUUACAGUAGCCUGGAUGUCUAAGAUCCACAACACUUGAGUUUGAACCAAUUUAUCUGUGACAGAGAGCAGCUGGUGUGAUUCUAGAUGAGAUCUGAGCCUGUAGCAUACUGACCAACUGAAGGUCCGGUCGAUUUGAAGAAUCUUUUGUGUGGAAAAACAGCAAUAGAUGCUUUUGUUGUGAAUGUGAUUCAUGUUUUUAACGUCAUAACGUCAUAAUUCAAGAGGGAUUUAGGUGACUGAUAUUAAGGGUUUAUGCAUGUAUAAAGCAGUUGUAGCAUUGGAAUUGUUUAUUACAGGGUGGUGGAAGAGUAUUGAAUGUUGUGCUGGAAAUGAGUUGUUAUGAAAUGCCUUUAUCUCUUUCUUUCCUUCUUUUGUCUUGUUCCUGUGUGGUCUGUCAGCUGUUCUGAAGGGAAAAGACUCAAUUUUGAAUGACUUUGGAUUUGUGUGUAAUAAAAUAUUACAUUCCAUUUAUGGUA